Solanum pennellii is the source of this 671-nucleotide messenger RNA. Its product is annotated as MLP-like protein 34. Bases 50 to 493 code for a protein of 147 amino acids. Lineage: Eukaryota; Viridiplantae; Streptophyta; Magnoliopsida; Solanales; Solanaceae. Gene Ontology annotation, biological process: defense response. The transcript is spliced from 2 exons. The record is from RefSeq and is a predicted model, not a curated record.
CUCACCACUAUCUUUUCACAACUUAUUGUGAUUCCAAAGAAAAGGAAAUAUGGGUUUGAAAGGUAAGUUGAUUGCUUCAAUGGAGGUGAGGUGUGGAGGACACUUAAUUCAUGAUAUGUUUCAUACCAAUAUUCAUCAUAUACGCAACAUAAGCCCUAAACUGAUCAACCAUUGUGAGAUUCAUGAGGGUGAAAUCGGAAAGAUUGGUACAGUUCUUAGCUGGAAAUAUAUCGAUGAUGGAAAGGAAAAGUUUCGUAAAGAAGAGAUCAAACACAUUGAUCCUCAGAAGAGAUCAAUCACUUGGGAAGUAAUCGAAGGAGAUGUGCUAGAGUUGUACAACUUCUUCAUUAUUACCACAUCCAGUGAACACCAGUGGACUACAGUAACAUUUGAAUACGAGAAGAAAACUGAAAAUAUUCCAGAGCCUCUUUCGUUCUUGGAUUAUUUCGUCAAUGUGAUGAAAGAUAUGGAGGGUCAUCUACUCAGCAAAUAGAAUAUUCUGUGUAUGUUUGUGCUUAUGUGAUGAAUGUUUGGUAAUAUUGACGAGGUCCAGCUAACGUAUAAAAUAAAUUAAUAAUGCUAUAUAUAUAGUCUCUUCUGUAAAUGUAAUUCCAGAUAUGGUCAAUAUAUAUAUAUCUAUAUGUUAAAAUAUUAGAGUAUGAAUGUUUUUG